Messenger RNA from Rangifer tarandus platyrhynchus (Svalbard reindeer), 1533 nucleotides. The record is from the annotation of a GenBank genome assembly. NCBI's taxonomy places the organism in Eukaryota, Metazoa, Chordata, Mammalia, Artiodactyla, Cervidae.
AUGUGCACAAAGAUGGCCCAAGUCCAAGUCCAAGUCCUCUGGGGAUGUUUCAUCCUGUGGAAUCUCUACAUCUCAUCUGCCCAGGCCAUUUACCCUGGAAUCAAGGCGAGGGCUACUCAGCGGGCCCUGGACUACGCUGUUCAAGCUGGAAUGGAGAUGAUUGAACAAAUGGCCAAGGAAAGAAAGCUGCCAGAUUUAAAAGGUUCUGAAUCUCUUGAAUUUCUGAAAAUAGAUUAUGUGAACUACAAUUUUACCAACAUAAAAAUCAAUGCCUUUUCAUUUCCAAAUACUUCACUCGCCUUUGUUCCUGGUGUUGGAAUCAGGGCCCUGACCAACCAUGGAACUACCAACAUCAGCACAGACUGGGAAGUCAAGUCCCCACUUUUCCAAGACACAGGAGCAGCUGACCUGUUUCUCUCUGGGGUCUAUUUCACCGGUAUAGUUGUCCUGUCCCGAAAUGACUUUGGUCACCCGAUCCUGAAGCUCCAAGACUGCUAUGCUCAAGUGAGCCAUGCCGACGUCUCGUUUUCUGGAGAGCUCAGUGUCCUGUAUAACUCCUUUGCUGAGCCCAUGGAGAAACCCAUUUUAAAGAAAUUAAAUGAAAUGCUCUGUCCCAUCAUCACAGGUGAGGUGGAGGCACUGAAUGCAAAUCUCAGCAAGCUGGAGGUUUUAAGAAAGAUUGACAACUAUACUCUGCUGGAUUAUUCCCUAGUCAGUUCCCCAGAAAUUACUGAGAAUUACUUUGACCUGAAUUUGAAGGGCGUUUUCUACCCGUUGAGAAGUCUCCAAUACCCCCCCUUCCCAUCAGUUCCUUUUGUGCUCCCGGGACGCGGUGACUCUAUGCUCUACAUUGGAAUCUCCAAGUAUUUCUUUAAAUCUGCAUCCUAUGCUUAUUUCACAGCUGGGGCUUUCAGCUUCACUCUCACCACAAAAGAGAUUUCCAACCAUUUGCUUCACAACUCUCAAGCCCUUGGCAACAUGCUCUCCCGGAUUGCAGAACUCUACAUCUUGUCCCAGCCCUUCAUGGUACAGGUCAUGGCAACAGAGCCUCCUGUGAUCCGUUUACUUCCAGGUAACUUCACCCUGGACAUCCCCGCCUCCAUCAUGAUACUCACCCAGCCCAAGAACUCGACUGCAGAAACCAUCGUUUCCAUGGACUUUGUUGCUAGUACCAAUGUUGCCCUGGCUAUUUUGGGACAAAGACUGAUCUGCUCUUUAUCUCUGAACAGAUUCCGCCUUUCUUUGCCAGAGUCCAAUCGCAGCAAUAUUGAGGUCUUGAGGUUUGAGAAUAUUCUGUCCUCCAUUCUCCACUUUGGAGUCCUCCCACUAGCCAACGCAAAAUUGCAGCAAGGAUUUCCGCUACCAAACCCACACAAAAUCUCACUCGUCAAUUCAGACAUUGAAGUUCUUGAGGGUUUCCUUUUGAUCUCCACCGACCUGAAGUAUAAAACAUCAAAGCAGCGGCCAGGUUUCCAUGGUUGGGAAGGUCUGCACCUGAUAAGUGGGCAGUGGAGUGGGAAGCCAACCCCAUGA